AACAAUGCUUUCAGUCAGAAUUACAACUGGGGAGGUUGGUGGUCAUACAUCAUUGCUGCCAUGCAUAUAAAACAGUAACUUGUUCUAUAUUUCAAUAAAUUUUUGAUUUGUAAUUUUUCCGUAUUUAAACAAGACACUUUACAGUAUUUAUCAAAUUCAAGUCUCUUUAAUAAGGUCCAAUACCCAUAUCUGUUUGGAGAAAGACAGCCGAAUCCCCUAUAUUGUUAUUAAACUUUGGUCGGUUUUGUAAUCCGCAUAUUUAUAAUUGGAUGCAGGAUUAUGUCCACACAUGACCAUUUAAAGCCAUCCUUGUAAUCCCUUUUCUCUUCUCAGACACCUGUGUUGGUAAGGAGUACAGAGGGAUUAAACACUUUGCUGGGGGACAAUACAAGGACUUAACAGCAGCAGCCAUGGUGGAUGCAGCUGCAGCAGAGCAGUUCCUGGAUGCCAACCCAGCAUUCGCAAAGCAGUACUAUGACAUGAAUCUGAAGCCCCAAAUAAUCUCAGACUUGCUGAACAGCAACCGGCAGCCUGUGUUGGACAUCAAAACCUACCAUGAUCUGACCAUGGUGGAUGAGAGUGAGAUUCUUUUUGACCUGGUACGGGACAUACAGGACAACUUGCAGACUGAGCAUUCGAUCUUCAAGCUCAUGAAGCACCUCAGCUUCAUGAUGAGGGCUGACCGGAUGAGCCUCUUCAUGUACCGGCAGAGGAAUGGCGUGGCUGAGCUUGCCACAAGAUUAUUCAACGUCCAUAAAGAUGCAAUAUAUGAUGAAUGCCUGGUGCAACCUGAAAGUGAAAUUGUAUACCCACUAGAUAUGGGCAUAGUGGGUCAUGUGGCCACGAGCAAGAAGAUGGUCAACAUUCCAGACGUGACACAGAGUCCACAUUUCAGUAAUUUUGUUGAUGAACUGACUGAGUAUGAGACCAAAAAUAUCCUCGCCAUCCCCAUUAUGAAUGGUAAAGAUAUGGUGGCGGUCAUGAUGGCGGUAAAUAAAUUGGAUGGACCGUGCUUCACUGCCAAGGAUGAGGAGACUCUAAACAAAUAUCUUAACUUUGCUAACCUGGUGCUGAGAGUUUACCACCUGAGCUACCUGCACAACUGCGAGACGAGGAGGGGUCAGGUACUGCUGUGGUCAGCCAGCAAGGUAUUUGAGGAGCUGACAGACAUAGAGAGGCAGUUCCACAAGGCCUUGUACACAGUGAGAGCUUUCCUGAACUGUGACCGCUACUCUGUUGGUCUGCUGGACAUGACUAAGACUAAGGAGUUCUUUGACUUGUGGCCAGUACUGAUGGGAGAAGUUCCACCAUACGAUGGACCCAAAACUCCUGAUGGCAGGGAAAUUGUCUUCUACAAAGUGAUUGACUAUAUCCUCCAUGGGAAAGAAGACAUUAAAGUCAUUCCGAAUCCUCCAGAUGAUCACUGGGCUCUUGUCAGUGGUUUACCUACUUAUGUUGCAGAAACUGGCCUGAUUUGCAACAUCAUGAAUGCUGCUGAGGAUGAGUUUUUUAAUUUCCAGACAGAGCCGCUGGACGAGUCUGGCUGGACCAUUAAGAACGUCCUGUCCAUGCCAAUUGUCAACAAGAAAGAAGAAAUAGUGGGUGUGGCCACGUUCUAUAACAGGAAGGAUGGGAAACCCUUUGAUGAAAUGGAUGAAACGCUGAUGGAGUCUCUGACCCAGUUCCUGGGCUGGUCUGUGCUGAACACUGACACAUACGACAAGAUGAACAAGCUGGAGAACAGGAAGGACAUCUUCCAGGACAUGGUGCUGUACCAUGUCAAGUGUCGCAAGGACGAAAUCCAGAACAUACUGGACACCAGAGCAAGAUGGGGGAAAGAACCAGAUGAGUGUGAGGAGGAGGACCUACAGGAGAUUCUGUCUGAAGUUCUCCCAAACUCUAAGAAAGCUGAGAUCUUCGAGUUUCACUUCUGUGACUUUGAUCACAGUGAGUUGGAUCUGGUGAAAUGUGGCAUUAAGAUGUACUAUGAGCUGAAAGUGGUGGACAAGUUUCACAUUCCCAGAGAGGCUUUGGUGAGAUUUAUGUACUCUCUCAGUAAAGGCUACAGGAAGAUCACCUAUCACAACUGGAGACACGGAUUCAACGUUGGACAGACCAUGUUCACAUUGCUGAUGACAGGUGAUCUGAAGCGUUACUACACAGACCUGGAGUGCAUGGCAAUGGUGACUGCUGGAUUCUGUCACGAUAUCGACCACAGAGGAACCAACAACUUGUACCAGAUGAAGUCGGGUAAUCCUCUGGCCAAACUUCACGGCUCUUCCAUCCUGGAGAGACACCAUCUGGAGUUUGGCAAGACUUUGUUGAGAGACGAGGCAUUAAACAUUUAUCAGAAUCUGAACCGCCGCCAGCAUGACAUCGUCAUCCACCUCAUGGACAUCGCAAUUAUUGCCACAGACCUUGCUCUCUAUUUCAAAAAGAGAACGAUGUUCCAGAAGAUCGUUGACCAGUCAAAAACCUACGAGAACUGGAACGAUUGGACCAAAUACAUGAUGCUUGAGACCACCCGCAAAGAGAUUGUCAUGGCCAUGAUGAUGACUGCCUGUGAUCUUUCUGCCAUUGCCAAACCUUGGGAAAUCCAGAGCAAGGUGGCGCUGUCUGUGGCUGCAGAGUUCUGGGAGCAGGGAGAUUUGGAGAGGACCGUCUUGGAACAGCAACCUAUUCCGAUGAUGGACCGAAACAAAGCGGACGACCUUCCAAAGCUGCAGUGUGGUUUCAUUGACUUUGUUUGCGCAUUUGUAUACAAGGAGUUCAGCCGUUUCCACGUGGAGAUCACGCCCAUGCUGGACCGUCUCAUGAACAACAGGAAGGAGUGGAACGCCCUCAAGGAGCAGCACGAGGCCAAACUGGCGGCCAUCGAGGCAGCUAAGAAGGCCAAAGAGGAGGCAGCUCAGAGCGCUGCAGCAGCUAAGCAAGCAGCAAGUGCAUCCCAGUCAAAGACUUGUGUUCUAAGCUAGGAAGUCUGUUGUAACCCCAGCUGUAUGUUUGUAGUGUAUAGCUUGAGGUCUGUCUAAACUCACUCUGAAAAACAAAUUAUCUUCCAGAAAAGUCAUUUGAGCUUUCUAACUUACUUACAUCCUAAAUCAACUUUUUACUUUUUCUCUUCUGCUCUUUCUCUGCGCUGUUUUUUUUUCUUGCCAGAAUUUAGCUUUUUUCUGAAAAUCAUACAUAAAACAGAGAACAUUUAUCAUGAACGGAGCCUUUUCUAUACUCCAGUUUUUUGAUGCAGCAAUACUUUUCUGGCCUCUAUGAAUUGAUUAUAGUUAUGUUGUGACAUUAACCAAAACAGUGCAGGCUAUUAGAUUUUUUUUUUUCUUUCAAGAUGCUUUAAAAACAGUUAGGCUACCAAAGUUCAGCUUAAAUGUCAUUCAUUUUGUAUUACUGACACAUCUUGAUACAUUUGACAUGUUUUCAUGCUGUAAAAUAAGUAAUAUUUUAUGUUUUUGCAGAUAAAAGGUAAUGGCUUGUAUGAAGGGCAUUUGUUGAGUUUUUCUCAGCUUUGCGUCAUUAAUGUUUCUGUGCUCUGUAUAUUAAAAUCUCUUCUCUGAUU
Xiphophorus hellerii (green swordtail) is the source of this 3568-nucleotide messenger RNA. RefSeq names its product phosphodiesterase 6A, cGMP-specific, rod, alpha (gene pde6a). The transcript has 24 exons. Gene Ontology annotation, biological process: signal transduction. The coding region runs from base 411 to 2975 and encodes 854 amino acids. Lineage: Eukaryota; Metazoa; Chordata; Actinopteri; Cyprinodontiformes; Poeciliidae. The record is from RefSeq and is a predicted model, not a curated record. Gene Ontology annotation, molecular function: 3',5'-cyclic-nucleotide phosphodiesterase activity; protein binding.